Molecule: messenger RNA, 570 nt
Organism: Pichia kudriavzevii
Lineage: Eukaryota; Fungi; Ascomycota; Pichiomycetes; Pichiales; Pichiaceae
Exons: 1
Coding region: 1-570 (189 amino acids)
Biological process (GO): purine nucleotide metabolic process
Cellular component (GO): cytosol
Molecular function (GO): GMP kinase activity
Source: RefSeq, a predicted model, not a curated record
AUGGUUGGCCGUCCUAUUGUUGUCUCAGGUCCAUCUGGUACCGGCAAGUCUACCCUUUUGAAACGUUUAAUGGGUGAAUAUCCAGAUAAGUUUGGUUUUUCAAUCUCAAAUACUACUAGGGCUCCAAGACAGGGUGAAAAAGAUGGUGUAGACUAUUACUUUACUUCUGUGGAAAUGUUCAAAAAGAUGAUCGAAAAAAAUGAGUUCAUUGAAUGGGCUCAAUUUUCUGGUAACUACUAUGGUACUUCCAUUGCAGCUGUCAAGCACGUUGCUGAUGUCUUAAAGAGAACAUGUAUCUUAGAUAUCGAUAUGCAGGGUGUCAAAUCAGUCAAGCAAACAGACUUAAACGCAAGAUUUCUAUUCUUAUCUCCCCCAUCCAUCGCAGAGUUAAGAAAGAGAUUAGAAGGUAGAGGCACUGAAACCCCAGAAUCUCUUGAAAAGAGAAUCGCAGCAGCGACUGCUGAGAUGGAAUAUGCAAAGACAGGUGCUCACGACAAAAUUAUUGUUAACGACGAUUUGGAGAAGGCGUACAAAGAGUUUAAGCAAUUUAUUUUUUCUGAAGAAGUGUAA